Molecule: messenger RNA, 4234 nt
Organism: Centrocercus urophasianus (Greater sage-grouse)
Lineage: Eukaryota; Metazoa; Chordata; Aves; Galliformes; Phasianidae
Gene: SEPSECS
Product: Sep (O-phosphoserine) tRNA:Sec (selenocysteine) tRNA synthase
Exons: 12
Coding region: 178-1593 (471 amino acids)
Biological process (GO): selenocysteine incorporation; conversion of seryl-tRNAsec to selenocys-tRNAsec
Molecular function (GO): tRNA binding; O-phosphoseryl-tRNA(Sec) selenium transferase activity
Source: RefSeq, a predicted model, not a curated record
GUAAUAUCCCAGUUCUCUGCACCUGGUUUUACCCGCCGAGUUUCUGUAGUAUUACACUUCGGUGUUGAGAAUACAUCACAUAAUCCACAGCGUUACAUCUUGUGAACAACACCUAUGUGCUGCAGUGGCUUGGUGUAUGCCUUACAGAGCUCUUGAGAGUGAGAAGUACUCAAUAUCAUGGGAAAGUGCCCUGAAGAUGGAUGGGAUGAAAGCACCAUUGAACUCUUCCUUCAUGAACUUGCCAUAAUGGACAGCAAUAAUUUUCUGGGCAACUGCGGUGUGGGAGAGAGGGAAGGCAGAGUGGCGUCAGGACUUGUUGCCCGAAGGCACUAUAGGUUGAUCCAUGGAAUUGGAAGAUCAGGAGAUAUUUCUGCAGUCCAGCCUAAAGCUGCAGGGUCUAGCCUUUUGAACAAGCUUACUAAUUCAGUUGUUCUGGAUAUUAUAAAGCAGGCUGGUGUCCGGACGGUGACCAAUUGCUUUGUGGUUCCUAUGGCAACUGGCAUGAGUCUAACUCUGUGUUUUUUAACAUUGCGGCACAAGAGACCAAAGGCAAAAUACAUUAUUUGGCCACGUAUAGACCAGAAAUCUUGCUUUAAAUCGAUGAUAACUGCAGGUUUUGAGCCUGUGGUGAUAGAGAAUGUAUUAGAAGGCGAUGAGCUACGGACAGAUAUUGAAGCAGUGGAGGCUAAAAUCAAAACUCUUGGUGCUGAAAAUAUUCUUUGUGUGCAUUCUACAACAUCUUGCUUUGCUCCAAGGGUACCUGAUAGGCUGGAGGAAUUGGCUAAAAUUUGUGCUAAUUAUGACAUUCCCCAUAUUGUCAACAAUGCAUAUGGAGUUCAAUCUUCAAAAUGUAUGCAUCUUAUCCAGCAGGGUGCUCGAGUAGGCAGAAUAGAUGCUUUUGUUCAGAGCCUGGACAAAAAUUUUAUGGUUCCAGUAGGUGGUGCUAUCAUUGCUGGCUUCAAUGAGUCCUUCAUUCAGGAGAUCAGCAAAAUGUAUCCAGGAAGAGCUUCUGCAUCUCCUUCUUUAGAUGUCCUCAUUACACUUCUGUCUCUAGGUGCCAGUGGCUACAAACAGUUACUGAAAGAGAGAAAGGAAAUGUUUUCCUAUCUUUCAAGUGAGUUGAAGAAGUUGGCAGAUAUCCACAAUGAGAGACUGCUGGAUACACCGCAUAAUCCCAUAUCCUUAGCCAUGUCACUGAAGAAUCUAGAUGAAAAUAAUGAUGCUGCUGUUACCCAGCUUGGAUCUAUGCUUUUUACAAGACAAGUUUCAGGAGCAAGCUUCUGCUGUGGACUGAAUGUGAUUUUCUGUAUCAGUGCUGAUUGUUUCCACAUCGGAAGGGUUGUUCCUCGUGGGUCUGUGCAAACAGUGAAUAACUACACUUUCAAAGGCUUUAUGUCACAUGCAAAUGACUACUCCUGUGCUUACCUUAAUGCUGCAUCAGCUAUUGGAAUUAAAAAGCAAGAUGUAGACAUCUUCCUAAAAAGACUGGACAAGUGUUUGAAGGCUUCUAGGAAAGGGAAAGAAAGUGUGAAUGAAACAUGUACAGCUAACACAGGCACAGACCAACUUGAAGACCAGAAAGUACAGACAUAGUAACAAAGGAAGAUGCACUUUUGUUUGAAGUAUGCAGGUUUGUACUGGACUAGCACUGUGAAUCUGAAGUGCAGAGAAUUUGGUCCUGAUCUGAAAAGAACACUGAAAAAUUUUGGGGUGAAAUUUAGGUUUAAAGGAAAUAGGUGAUUUUCUCCUAUUCUCUCUUAUGGGAAAGUAAGCAUUUUGCACCAUGUAAAUGUACUUAAUAUGCCAAAGUAAAGCUCUGCAUUCAUAAAAGCCUUCAGCUGACCUGUCAGUCUGUGGGUGACUGUUGGGGCUGGUGUUCAUCAGGUCACAGAAUAUUUAAGCACAUUUUGAUUAACUAGAUCUUCUGUAGCAGUGAUUAAAUUUCUUUUGUCUAGCUAUACAACCAACAAGAAAUGUUUUACUGCUCUCAAAAUGUCUUGCUUUUACUCAGCUUACUUUCUAUUUUUCUUUUAUUUCCGAAGAUUUAUAUAGAAGUGUUGGGAUAACCCUUAGUAAAUACAGUGUUGAAACUGGAUGAAGAAACUGUGGAGUUGGAAUAAUGGUCUUUUUAGGCACUCUUACCUCUCAUGAGCUGCCUAGAACAAAGCAGCCCUCAGUGGCAAAGAACUUAGAAUACCUAAUAUCCUGUUAGUACUCAGCUCUUGGAAACAUUUGCAUAGCUCAGCAACCUGAAGGAAUUUUGAGGGAGUGCAAUGAUGAAAAUGUGAGGCAGUGGAGUGAGAGUUGCCCUCUGUAUACAUUUCAUCUCUUCUUUGGUAGUUGCUCAUGAAUAGAGCAGUCAGGUCAGAGAUCCGCUCAAAAGGUGGAAUGCUUUGUGGGAUGACUGCAGCAGUUUCAAGAUCCAGUGAGACCAGAGGAUGUUUUGGCAUUUUUAACCCAGUGUUUUUAAGAGUUAUAGACAUCUGCUUCUGCAUCUUCUGCCAUUGGCACUGUUGUCUGUGUUUGAAUUCAUUAAUGGAACUGAUUUGAAUUCAUUAAUGGAACAGUGGAUUCAGAGUCUGUUCCUGAAACAAAGGUUCCAUAUCACUGGAAUGACAGUGCUGUAGGUUACAAAAAUUUUUGUUAAUUAUUCUUGAAUGUAAUUAACACACUGUAUGUAGAUUUUUAUGUCGUUUACUGUUCAAAGUGAGCUUAGCAUUUGAAUACAUCUUGCUUUAUUUGUAAUGCAGUAAUCCUUGGGACACUGCAGUUAAUGAGUUCUUAAUGUCAGGAAACAUUCUUGUUACUUUGUUUUGUGGGAUCUGAGACGCAUAUCCUCAGAGCCCUCUGCAAACUGCCUUAUCAGUAUAGAUAGUGCUUUUGAAAGAAUUGUCCCUCUGCUGUGCUCAAAUGAAUUUAUACAAGAGGUGAUGUUAAUAUGUGGAACUAUUGUAUGCUGGUUGCCAUCGAGGUGGCCUGACUCAGUGAAGUUCAUUGUAUCUUUAGCCUAAAUUGAACUGCUGCUCCUACAUCGUUAUUGCUGCAGUUACGCUUCAGGCCCAAUAAGGCUUGUGGAAGUGAGGGCUCUCAGGAGUCAGUUGGUACUUGUUGUACCAUCAUGUCUUAAGAGAAAGGUAAUGCAGCUUGACCACUGAGUCCUUGUGGCCAUAACUAGAUGUAAAUAUUGUUUUGUUUUGAUCUGAGAUGAUGCUAUACCAGUUUUUCUAGUCAGUAAAGCUCUCAUUCAGCCUUGGGAGACAGAGCUGUGCAGCUCACCCUGCACUCAGCGUAUUGGAGCAGCCAGUGAAAACCACAGGGCCUUAGUGAUGCCUUUCUUCCUGUUUUGGGAUAUUGUUGUCUUGUGCUUGAAUGAGUGUCAGUUAGUGAUUUAAUUGGUUAUUGCAGAUCACACAUAUUAGAGUUAUUGUUAUGAGAGCUUAGGGUGGUAUGUGGUAGUAGCUACAAUAAGGAUUUGAUAAGCAGUAUCCUGAAACUGAAAACAAAGCAGCAAUUGCCUUUUCUGAGAGGAAAAGACCUCUGCCUUUUAUGUUCCUGUAAUAAAUUGUCUGCUGCAAAUAAUUCACUCUCUUCUACUCUAGAUUGAACUGCUUUCUCAGAUAGUGUUUCUCCUGCCUUCAAAAUGUUUCCCAUUUGAAAUCAAACAUAAAAGUUUCAACACAUCUCUCUGAACAAGUAUUCAGGGAAAGAAUUAAAGUGUUUCAUUCUGAUGCUGUGCUUUUAAACAUUGUAUUUUUCUAAUUGAAAAACAUUUUAAGAUGAGACUUCUGGUUAUUUUUUUAUUUUUUAUUUUUUUUUUUUUUUGCAUUAGUGUCACUAGGGCUUUUCACAGGUCUCAGUGAUGCUACCUGAAACCACACAGUUUGAAAUACUUUGAAAAUUGUGCCCAUUGUGAGGUAUGAUCUCUUGAACUAAAUAUCAGUGUUAUGUUACUUUGGUAUGUUUUCUUUUACCAGUUCACAGUUUUAUUUCCUUGCUUUGUUCCUUUAAGCGUGUUAAGCUGUAAUGCAUACUGAGUUUUUAGAGACAGAAGCAUAAUAUAAUAUCAUGGUUAUAUUUAAAUUUAAAUAAAUGGAGAAGAAAUGGUUAUUUAUGACAUACUUGAAACAGGAGAUUCAAUAGAUAAACUUCGUAUUUUUCAAGGAAGAAUAUAAGCCACUUAUUCUCUAUUCACUGAUGUCUAUAAUGAGGUAAUAAAAUAAUACUGGAACACACA